Molecule: messenger RNA, 1103 nt
Organism: Erigeron canadensis
Lineage: Eukaryota; Viridiplantae; Streptophyta; Magnoliopsida; Asterales; Asteraceae
Product: tropinone reductase-like 3
Exons: 6
Coding region: 24-944 (306 amino acids)
Molecular function (GO): oxidoreductase activity
Source: RefSeq, a predicted model, not a curated record
UUUCCCAACAAUCACUAUUCCCAAUGUGUGCACACCAAAAUCGGCAAAACGAAAGUCUAUUAAUUUCACACUCUGUCCAAACUAAACAAAACAAAAACCAUCUUGUUUUUCUGAUUGAUCAACAAACAAAGAAAAAAAAAAAACAAGAAAUUAAGGAAAGAAAAGGAAUGGAGAAAACAUCAUCAAAAAUGAUAGGAAGAAGAUUUGAAGGGAAAGUAGCAAUAGUAACAGCAUCAACACAAGGCAUAGGUUUUGCUAUUGCUCUUCGUCUUGGCUUAGAAGGUGCUUCUGUUGUCAUCUCUUCUCGCAGACAGAGAAAUGUUGACGAGGCAGUUAAAAAGCUCCAAGAACAAGGAAUUGAAGUCUUGGGGUUGGUAUGUCAUGUUUCUAAUGCACAACAGAGGAAGAAUCUUAUUGACCAGACAAUUCAAAAAUAUGGAAAAAUUGAUGUAGUUGUCUCAAAUGCUGCUGCUAAUCCCUCAGUUGAUGCCAUUCUCGAAACUAAGGAAUCAGCCCUUGACAAGCUUUGGGAAAUUAAUGUUAAAACCUCUAUACUGCUUCUUCAGGAUGCAUCCCCUCACUUGUCGAAAGGUUCAUCCAUUGUUUUCAUUUCCUCCAUCAGUGCUUUCCAGCCGCCAUCUGGCUUGGCUAUGUACGGUGUCACAAAAACGGCUCUUCUUGGUCUUACAAAGGCUCUUGCAAAUGAGUUGGCCCCACAUACUCGUGUCAACUGUGUUGCUCCAGGGUUCGUACCUACACACUUUGCUGAAUUCAUUACCACCAAUGCAGCCAUGAAAAAGGCCAUUGAAGAUCAGACACCACUAAAGAGGCUUGGAACGACAGAAGACAUGGCUGCAGCCACUGCUUUCUUGGCUUCUGAUGACGCGUCAUAUAUAACAGGCGAGACUAUCGUAGUUGCUGGAGGAGCGCCAUCUAGGCUAUAAAUUCCUUAAUCUUCCUGGUGUGCAGUUUACAAUUCGAGAAUCCUAUGAUUAUAAUCUUUAUGAAUAUUGGCGACUUCAAAGUUUGGAAAAUAAGCUUACGUGUAGUCAAUGGGAUGUUAAUCUAUAUACUGAUUUUAUAUUAAUAAUUCAUUUCUGCUA